AUGUCUGAGCUCUUAGAUCCCACUUCAAGCUCGCAGGCGAGUCCUCACUCGUCGAACUUGGGCAUCAAUUUUCUAGCGAGUCAGAACAGACAAGGCGAAACUUCCAACUCUUCGAACUACAAUCCCGGAAAACUAUACAAUAAGGGUGUCGCAGAUGCUAAUGGUACCGACCAUAGCAUUGGUACGAACGAGACCCUUCUUUCAGAACCAGCAGCCAUGUAUAAACAAGGUCAAAAAUCGAGAUCCAGAAGCACAUUGAUUCGGGUUUAUUCUGAAAAUGAGCGUUCGAAUUUCCACGAUUCUACAGGUGCUCGUAUUUACGAUGAUCUGAGGUAUAGACCGGUGCAUCACGAUGGACAAAACGGUUCUCCCACGAAAACUAGUCCGAUUGACAUAUACUCGAAAUCCAAACGACGACAUUCGUCUUCCGCUGAGGAAGAACGCGAACUUUAUCGCAGAAAUCUGAAAGUCUCCCAACAUAGUUACGGGGACAUGCAGGACGAAUACAUCCCAGACUUGGACUUCUCGAAUACAGUUUCACAAUGGCAAAGCGAUGAAAAUGUCCUCGAGAACAGAGGUGGCUCCGGACAGCGCCAAGAGCAGUCAGAAUCGCCCUGCUACAAUAACUGGGCUGAUUAUGAGGCUGACGUGAGUCGAUCCUCGUCUAUGUCGUCGUCUUCUAUCGUUUUCAAGUCGGCCCACGCCAAAGUGGGCCCGAUUCCUCUGCCUCAAACAUCUAUUCCAAUGGCAUCACCCACCCGUUUGCGUCACCAGGAUACAAGCACCACUUUCGACGAGAGAACACCGCGCGGCUCAUCCUUAUCCUUUGCCAGGAACAGGGCUUCACCUAAUAUUAAUGCACAGCCAGGCAGGUUGUAUAAGAGACAGAGAUCGGGACUCGAUUUCGAAUCUCCAUCCUCACCAUGGACCGCUACAUCAGUGAUUGCCACUAGCUUCGCAUCUUCCAAUGACGGUCGCUUCUCCGCAGAAGAGCUGACCGAUAUCAUAAAAUACCUUCCAGAGGAUUUCACUUCUCUUCCUUACAGUCAAAGAAAGAAAAUUCUUUUGGAGCAGUUCCCAAAUGUGGAUUACAAGUCCAUGAUGGCCAGCAUAAAGAGGGCCCAGCUCACAUCCGCAAAGAGUAGCACCCAGUUACAAUCGAAUAGGUCCAGACGUGGUUCGUUGGCUUCACAAUAUCUCAGCUCUUUUACGCCCUCAUCGUCCUCGUACAAGCCCGAUGACAAGGGCUCUACAAUUAUGGGAUACACAUUAGGUAAAAUAAUAGGAUUUGGCGCCUGGGGUAUGAUACGGGAAUGCUACAAGAGCACGGCUGGACAAUCCGAAAAGAGCGAGAGUUCAACUUCCGCCGUCAAAGCCAUCAAAAUUGUACGGUUUAAAAAUAACGGCAUAGUGAAGAACCAGGUGUUGAAGGAAGUACGAAUGUGGUCAAAAUUGAAGCAUAAGAACAUUUUGCCCUUGCUCAAAUGGCAAAUUGAUGAGUCUUAUGCUUUGUAUUGCUUGACAGACAAGAUCGAUGGCGGAACCCUAUACGAUCUGGUUGCCUCUUGGGGAAAUGCAAAAAACUCGACGAUAGAUCUCGCUCUGCGAUCCAAAUUCACAGCCGAACUAGGCUUACAAGUGGUGCAAGGUCUGAGGUACAUGCAUUCGAAGCAGAUUGUCCAUGGUGACGUCAAGUUAGAAAACUGUCUAUUGACCUCUCGACAGAGUAACGACGGAUGGACAGUUAUUCUCUGCGAUUUCGGGAUGAGUUCAGAGUUCCACCAGCGUGAAACACAAGCCGAAAAUGUCGGGGGCUCGAAAGAAUUUGGUGGUGACAAGCGAAAAGACCCUUCAGACGGCUCUAGACCUUUCGCGAGAUCGCUUUCCAACAGUGUUCUCAAAGACACUUUGAGAAGACAGCAUAGGACAAUUAAUCACGGCCAUGGGCCGAUGGGCGUGAGCUCGUUUCCCAAGCAAUAUGGACCUGCGUUGAGCAGUACAAAUCUGACAGGAAAUUUCGUCUCCCCCAAUGAGUUAACCAGGGCUUCUAGCAUGGAGAGCAUUUCGAAUUCGACGUCUAUGGGAACUGACUCUACUCCGGUUUCGCCCGCCAAGGAUGAGAAUUCUCAUAACUAUAUUGGAUCGCUGCCAUACGCGGCGCCCGAGCUCUUGGAACCUACACCACCAUCACUUUCUCCGUCAGCUGAUGUUUGGGCGCUUGGAGUCACCCUAUACACGAUGUUAAUGGGGAAACUGCUGUUCAAACAUGACUAUGAACCUCGUUUGCGUGCAAUGAUUGCAGCUGCCAAAUAUGAUGUUCGUCCUUUGGAAAAGGUGUGCAAUGCCAAUAUUGACAAAAGCCCUUCCCACUCUUUGUUUGACGCUGUCAAAGGGUGUUUGGUCAAGAAUGUAUCCAAACGUUGGACCCUGGAUUGCAUAGAAUCAUCUCUGGCUGACUAUGUCAGUUCUCUCUCAAAAGCGACAUUCGAAAUUUCCAAAAAUUCAAACCAUGAUAAUUCGAUGCAUUUAAAAACCGCUGAGGCGACUCAAAAAGUCAUCGAUUCAAAAACCAUAAUUUAA
Messenger RNA from Lachancea sp. 'fantastica', 2580 nucleotides. The record is from the annotation of a GenBank genome assembly. Lineage: Eukaryota; Fungi; Ascomycota; Saccharomycetes; Saccharomycetales; Saccharomycetaceae.